AUGCUGUCACUCAAAGCGUUUUUUAGUUCCAAUUUGAGCUUCUUCAACAUGUACCGCUACCUCUUCGGAUUCUCCGGCACGCAGGGUGGGUCGCUCGAAAAAUCUUUCAUGCGCUCUCAGUACGGCGCGGACUUCUUUCGGCUCCCACGUUUCGCGCAGCGCCGAUAUGAAGAGUUGCCUGCAGUUGUGAUUGGUGGGCCUGCUUCUUGUAACUCGAACGCUGAUCCGGAAGUUGAUGCGACGAUGAACAAUGGUCAUGCAAAGGCGGGUGAACCCUCGCAGAACAACGGAUCAUGUUCGCAAGGCAGCUUCGGCGGGGGUUCUCAGGGUGGGUUCACUUCAGGUAGCAAAGCGGCGCUGCUAAAAGGUAAAGAGAUGGGAGAAGCCGAGUUUUUUGACGACGAUGAAGAUGCGAGCACCAUUUGCCUGGACGAUGAUGAUGACCUGCCACGCUGCAGCGACGACGAAGAUGAAGGUGACGCUGCGUCAACAAUAGAACAGAAACGUGAAGCUGGACCAGAACGCACGUCCUCUUCGUCUACCGUUUACCAUGGAAUCGCAAUGCGUUCUGACGAUCUACCUUGGGUCUCGGCCGUUAUAAGUGAUCUGAUCUACACCUUGCACCCCUUUGCAAGUGAGAUUCUGAACGCGCAACGGAAGCACGGCGCCGAUUCCGUGCUGCAGAACAUUCUGACUCCUCCGGAUUUCAAACGCGUUCGCGAGGGCCACUUGCGGCAACGGCAACGCACCCUCAAAAAUCGAAUUUCAAAGCUGGAGAAGCGGGCCCUGAAAUUAGAAACGCAUAUUUUAAACGGGCUCUGGAAGGUCGAAAAGUGGUUAGAUGAAUUCGCCUUCGAGACCAUUGCGCACGGAAAAUCUCCCUCGGUGCUGCAAGCGUGGAAGGAGGUUGCGGAGACGCGGGCAAUGCAACCAGUGCCACUUGAAGAUGAGGCGCGAAGAUACUCUGAAGGCUACUGGACAGCGCUACAGGGCCUCCAGACCGACUUCUCGCCUGCAUAUGCAGGUGCGGGAAAGCUCCUUCGUAACCGGGCCGAAUUCGAUUCACUUGUGGUGUUUGGCAAGAGCGGCAGUAGGCGGAAGCGAGGUUUCGAACGGAUUUUGGCUCGAAUCGGAAACGGCAGUAGCCCUCAUCUUGAUAACGAAGAUCAUGACGUGGACGAUAGUGCUGACGUUAGAGAGCUUGCCCUGUACCGGAAACAUAACGACCAUCGACCCCCGCGCAUGCUGAGUGCUUUGUUGCUUUGGUUCGCAGACGGUGAAUUCCGACGCGAAUACGCCCCAAGCGCGCUAUUCAGUGAUGAGUUUAGAGAGCUCGGUCAGAUGCAGGCGUCGUACAAAAAACACGCAGACUCUGACUAUGGUGCUGACUAUGACGAAGACUUUCCGGAAUCGGAUUUUGAGUCUUAUGAAGAAGAUAAUGCAGCUGCAGGAGACGACGAGCUACUCGAGGCCACUUGGCCUGACGUUUUCAACCGAGCAUUGGGUAUUUUGUUGCCCUCAUCGCGCAAGCAAAGUGGUAGCCCUGCAACGAAAAAGAAGGACUCGCGUCGUGCGGCCGCCCGAGCAGAGCAAAACGGGGAAGACGACAGCAGCUUGAUGGAGCGCACCAAAGCAAAGGAGCUGGAAGCAAAAGACGCUUGGCGUGAGGUUUCUGAGAAUCUCGAGGCUUGGCAAACCGCCGAAAAAGAAAGCGAGCAGUUGUCAAGAUGGCUCACGGAGACGACUGCGGCUAUAGAAGCUGUCCGUGAGUCGUCCAGCUCAAGUGCGGCCGAGGAUGAGGACAAAGUGGUCAUCGCCUCGGCCACAGUAGAGGAAGAUGGAAAGACGAAGACCGGUCCGGGUGGGCAAGGCAAGAACGGCACGCGUCAUCUGCGUUUCUCGUCUCCGGUUGAUGCCAUGUUGAUAAAAGCCCAGGCCGAUGGGACUAUAGAAGACAGCCAUGUGUCUUUCCCUGAUCUACGUCGUGCUGGGCUUAUCAUCUGUGAGACUAUCCGCGACGCGAACUUGCUGUACCGUGUUGCUCAAGUGCAUCCCGAGCUGCAGAAGGUCUUACGACCGGAAGUUUUUUUGUACGAUCGGUCCUAUCUUGGUGCCGUGGAAAUCCGGACGCUAAAACCAGGCAGCAUUUUGAUCGGAACUAACAUCAUCGGCAGAGGCUCUGACUUCGCAGCGUCAGACCUUCUUGUGCUGAACCGUGGGAUCCAUGUCAUCUUGAGUUACAUGCCGAAGAAUGAGCGCGUGUCAACGCAGGCUUUCGGUAGGACAGCCCGCUCCGACAAGCCAGGGACCGGCCGA
Messenger RNA from Amoebophrya sp. A25, 2316 nucleotides. Lineage: Eukaryota; Dinophyceae; Syndiniales; Amoebophryaceae. The record is from the annotation of a GenBank genome assembly.